This is a messenger RNA of Lagenorhynchus albirostris (white-beaked dolphin), 4989 nucleotides long. RefSeq names its product coiled-coil domain containing 97 (gene CCDC97). The record is from RefSeq and is a predicted model, not a curated record. The transcript has 5 exons. Lineage: Eukaryota; Metazoa; Chordata; Mammalia; Artiodactyla; Delphinidae. The coding region runs from base 808 to 1938 and encodes 376 amino acids.
GGACACUUGGGCUUCCCUGGUGGCGCAGUGGUUGAGAGUCCGCCUUCCGAUGCAGAGGACACGGGCUCGUGCCCCGGUCCGGGAAGAUCCCACAUGCCGUGGAGUGGCUGGGCCCGUGAGCCAUGGCCGCUGAGCCUGCGCGUCCGGAGCCUGUGCUCCGCAACGGGAGAGGCCACAACAGUGAGAGGCCCGCGUACCGCAAAAAAAAACAAAAAAAGGGGGACACCUGCCCUCGGCCCUAACUGUUCCCUUCACCACUUUGUCAGAUUAACCCCUUUCGUUGCAGGCUGACAUCCUUUACCCCAUCCCCUCCCCCGAAAUUAACCUCUUCCAAGUUCCAGCCGGCUCUUUCCGUGUCCUAGGCUAAUCUAGUUCCUUACCAAGCUCUCAGGCUAGCAUAAACGUCUCUGUCCUGGGCUCUCCCAUUGUCCCAGCCAACCGUGCUUCUUAAGUUCCCUCCUUCCCUUGCUUCCUCCUGUCCCAUGCAAACUCUACUUAGACCAUACUAACGGUUCCCCCCAUUUCAUUCUAAUUCCCGUUCUCCGAAAGUCCACAGUCCCAUCUGCUUCCUCAGGGUCGUUAAUCCAUUUCUGUGUUCCCCCAUCUCUUUUGCCAGUCUCUUUAUUUCUCCUGGUGCCUCCCCAUCAGUACCUAAAAUGCUUUUGUUUUGCUCAUCUUAAAAUUCUAUCCUGGGGGCUUCCCUGGUGGCGCAGUGGUUGAGAGUCCGCCUGCCGAUGCAGGGGACACGGGUUCGUGCCCCGAUCCGGGAAGAUCCCACAUGCCGCGGAGCGGCUGGGCCCGUGAGCCAUGGCCGCUGAGCCUGCGCGUCCGCAGCCUGUGCUCCGCAACGGGAGAGGCCACAACAGAGAGAGGCCCGCGUACCUACCACAGAAAAAAAAAAAAAUUCUAGUGCUUCAGAGUAAUCCCGUGUGGGGUGAGGUGCGGUUGAGAGGCUGCACGGAGCCCAGUCCUGGGCACUGGGGGGAGCUGAGCUGGACGCCGGUCCCAUCCAGACCCCAGGACAAGGCAGAAGCAGCAGAAGGAGCGCCAAGGGCCCUAGACACUGACCCCUCAGAGGUCGAGGACGCGGCGGUGAGUGCUAUGCUGCACGCCGUGGCUGCCAGCCGCCUGCCCGUGUGCAGCCAGCAGCAGGGCGAGCCCGACCUGACCGAGCAGGAGAAGGUGGCCAUCUUGGGCCAGCUGUACCAUGAGAAGCCACUGGUGUUCCUGGAGCGCUUCCGCACGGGCCUCCGGGAGGAGCACCUGGCCUGCUUUGGCCACUUGCGCGGUGACCACCGCGCGGACUUCUACUGUGCCGAAGUGGCCCGGCAAGGCAGCACCCGACCCCGCACCUUGCGUACCCGCCUGCGUAACCGCCGCUACGCUGCCCUGCGUGAGCUCAUCCAAGAGGGCGAGUACUUCAGCGACGAGCAGAUGCGGUUUCGGGCCCCGCUGCUGUAUGAGCAGUACAUCGGGCAGUACCUGACCCUAGAGGAGCUCAGCGCCCGCACCCCGGCCCAGCGGCCACCCAAGCCCGGCCCCCCCGGCACUCCCGCCUGCCCGCUGUCUGACCUGCUGCUCCAGUCCUACCAGGAGCGGGAGCUGCAGCAGCGGCUGCUCCAGCAGCAGGAGGAGGAGGAGGCCUGCUUGGAGGAGGAGGAGGAGGAGGAGGACAGCGACGAGGAAGACCAGAGGCCUGACAAAGACUUGGAGGCCUGGGUGCCCGACUCGGAAGAGAGGCUGAUCCUGCGGGAAGAGUUCACCAGCCGGAUGCACCAGCAUUUCCUGGACGGCAAGGAUGGGGACUUUGACUACAGCACCGUGGACGACAACCCUGACUUCGACAACCUGGACAUCGUGGCCCGGGAUGAAGAGGAGCGGUACUUCGACGAGGAGGAGCCCGAGGACGCACCCAGCCCAGAGCUGGACGGGGACUGAUGGCUGCGGCGCCCACCCCGUCCCCCGCCCCAACGAGGCUGCUGGUUACAGGCCAGGCCGGCUCAGUGACUUUCUCUAGGCGACAGCAGGGUGGCUGCCCUAUACCACCAAGCCUCGCUAGGUCUGGUCCCGUCUCCACGGCCCCCUCCCCCUUGCUCUCCAUUUCCUUCUCCCCCUGAACCCUGGUGCCUCUCUCCCUCCUCUCUCCUCUCUCUCAGUCUUUUUCUCACCACCUUUCUGUCUCCUGCUUUCUGUGUCUCUCGCUCUUUCUCCACCUCCCUCUUUUUCCUUGCUGUCUUUCUCCUUCUCCGCCUCUCUCUGUGCCUCGGCCUCUGUCCCCACAGCAGGGCCCAGGAUGAACAUCCUCCCCUUGACCUAGGCCGGUGGGGCCCUUUGCCGCUGGAGCUGGCCAGGUUGAAGCCAGAGCGGAGCUCUGCCUCUCCCUCCCCAGCCCCGCCUCUGCCCUCCUGCCCCUCUGUGCUUGACGCUCCGUCUCACACGCACCUCCUUGCCUCCGGUACGUUCCAUCUCCUUCGGCCUCCCUCCAUCUUUUGCAGCCUCUGUGCUGGCUCUGUCCCUCUCUGUCUCUCAGCCUUUAUCCCUGGGUUUCAGUACCCCACCGCAAGGCCCUGAGCAUCCCCCAUCCUGGCUGCUGUGGGCCACAGAGCCUGACUGCGGAGUAAUCGGGCCUCACUGUGGGCAGUGGGGAGACCUUGGGGGUGGCCACCGGCUCUCACCUCUCCCUCAGGACCCAGGUUUGGGAGAGGUGUGCAGGGGCAGCGUGGGAUCGUGGGCCUGCCAGGUCGGGUAUAGAGGGAGAGGAGGGACUUUCCCCUCCCAGCCCCACCAGCCCCCCUCUGCCCAGCCACAAUUUUCCCUUCCUUCACUUCCUCCACCUCCCUCUCCCUCUCCUGUUUACACUUCCAAAAUAUGCACAGGCUGUUAUCAUGGGUCCUGAGUCAUCACACACACACACACACACACACACACACAGCCGGCCCCAGCAUCCCUGCCCCAAGCCGGCCCCACCGAGCCCCCUGCCGCCCUGGGCUAAUGGGAGCCAGAUGGCCGCCUGGUGACUCAGCCACUGGCCUGUGGGAACCCAGGCAUCCCGCCUUCCCAUGCCCCCAUACCCAGCUCAGGCUCCCCCAGUAGACAUACGCAGCGAAGGGGCCAGCUGCUAGCGGGGGAGGACACAGGCCAUGCGUUGGAGAGGUGGGGCCCGGGGACCCCUCACUUCUGUGAGCCAGGCCUGAAGGACCCUCAAAACUGCCUUCUCCAGCGUGGAGCCCAGAGUGCCGGGGAGACCCCACGGACUCCUGGGGCCACAGCUUUUGACCCCCAGGCCUCGCCUCUGCCCUCUGGCUCAACUGGAAUUAGAGCCAGACACAGAAAGUGAGAGCUAGACAGAGGCCAAGGGAUGUUCAGACAAAUAAGGAAACUUCCGGUUACUGAGCAGUUGUGUCCUGUGCCAGGCCCCAGCAAGGUGCCCGAUGCUGCACUGAAUCCUCCACACAGCCCCGCGAACGAGGGGCUCAGCUCCAUUCCGCAUGUGGGUCACAGGAGGCCCAGAAAGGAGGUAUCAUGUACUCAAGGCCACGUGGCCAUCAGAGAUGGAAACUCGGGUGUAGAAUCGUAAGUCCUGGAGACCACCUCCUGGCCUGCCUGUCCGCGCUCAGGGCCACACAGAGUAGACAGACACACAGACUUCUUCAGGGGUAACGACUGAAGGAGAGUUAGCUGUUGAGGGUAACAGCAGCUAACACCUUUGGGGCCCUCCUGGCGCGCUAGGCACUGUCCUUCCUAUGCACAGAUGGACGGCAUCAUCUAGUGUUUAGUACCUGAGUCACUGAACCAUCACAGAGGUCCCAUGCAGUAUAAACUGUCAGUACUGAUAGGGUGUCUCCCAGAGGAGGCCCAAGGCGAUCCAGCCAGCUAGACUCACAGUUGGGAGAGAUGUUUGUCUCGGGUGCUUGUAUUGCUGCCCUCAAGUUGUGAGAGGUCUUUCAUAAUACAGGCAUCAGCCCUGGGUGAUGGGCACAUUUUUCAGCAGUCUGUCAUUUGAUCAUUAAAUUUGUGAUACACUGCGCCAUGCCUAAAUUUGUUACAUACAUUUUUUAAGUGAUGAGAGACGGCAAUUGAGUCAGAAUUAGGGUUAGUCAGAUGGCAGAGAAGGAGCGUCUGUCUCAGAGACCGAGGUGGAGCCCAGAGGCACUCCCCCAUCACAGCCUCAGACCCGCUGAGACCUGGAGGUGCCCAGAGAGGCGCCUGGCCCUCCACUCCUGGUUCUGGGGUUGGGGUGGGCGGAGAAGCUGAGUCAGGGAAGGGAGAGCCCCUCCGAGGGCAUCCGGCCCCCACCCCGUGUCUCCUGUCUGUCCUGGCCAGGCUCUGCUGGCUGCCACCCCACCCCCCAUGUCUGACACCUCUUUGCGUCCUGCCCCUCUCUCCUCAUCCCCUCCAACCGCCUGCCUCGCUGUCCCUUCUCCCUGCUGCUGCUGUCUCCUUCCUCUGCCUCUCCCCUAGCUCCGUCUUCCCUUUCGGUCUGUCUCUGCAGCUCUCUGACUGUCAUCGUCUCCCCAUCGCUUCUCGUCUCCCCUCUCUCAGCCCCUUCUCUUCCCCCUCGUUGUGCCCGGGCCUCUGCCUCCUCUUCUCUCCUCUCCCUCCUUGUCAUUCCCUCCCUCUCUGUCUCUGCGUCCUCGUCCCCGUGCCUUUCUGUCAGAGCCCCCCCCCCCCGGCCUCGUCUUCACCCUCAUUUUUUCCUACCCCUCUCUCCACUGUCUCCUGGCCCACCGCCCUUGUCCCAUCUGCUGGUCUCUCUCCCAGAUCCUGGGAAGCCCAGCGGGGGUGUCGGGGUCAGGGCUUCACUGGUGGCCCCUGGGAGCCCAGAAUGAGGGGUCACCACCUCGCCCCCACCCAGAAAGGGGGCAGGGAGGCUGCGGCCUGUCUGGCCAGAAGGAAGUGACUGUGCUGUGGCCUGGUCACCCCCGCCCCCAAGACCUGCCCGGCGGCUGCCGCCCCCGGGCUGGGGCCAAGUAAACACAGCCGCCGGCA